Molecule: messenger RNA, 1876 nt
Organism: Xenia sp. Carnegie-2017
Lineage: Eukaryota; Metazoa; Cnidaria; Anthozoa; Malacalcyonacea; Xeniidae
Product: pectin acetylesterase 8-like
Exons: 9
Coding region: 266-1696 (476 amino acids)
Molecular function (GO): hydrolase activity
Source: RefSeq, a predicted model, not a curated record
GACUUUCUCACAUUCAUAAGACACGCGAACAUGCUUCAUUUAACUGCAGUUUAAAGUGCUCCGUCGGGCUUUACGGAAAUAACUUUACAGACUUCAUUGAUCAUGUUGAUGGAGUUUAUUUGACGAAUUCAAUAUAUCAUUGAGUGUUAUAAUCUUCACAAGUAUCACGGAUUUUAUUCUAUUAUCGUAGACAAUACCGGUGUACUUUAAAAAGAUUCAUUUGUCUAGCACAUGAAGGAACCUCGCUCUGAUUUCUCGACGGAUAAUGUGGUUUUUAUGUAUCAUACGACGUUUGGAAAUGCUAUUGUUGUUGUUUGUUUUGUUGUUCGACGAGGUUAAGGCGAUCAAUAAAGAGACGAAAAUAAAUGGAAAAGAUAGUCUUCACGAUGGCCAUAAGAAAUCUACAUACCAUUAUAAUCUUCGUAAAGUUUAUGUACGCAAUGCUAGGAAACUGAAUGCUAGUUGUUUGGAUGGUUCUGAUGCUGCGUUCUACAUCAGUCGCAAUAAGAGAAAUCGUAACUGGAUCAUUCGCCUGCAAGCUGGUGGCAGUUGCGUUCUCUUUUCUGAAUGUUACGAACGGCGAAACACUGCAUUUGGCUCGUCGAAAUAUCUUCCUCAGUUUAUGACUGGAACGUUUUUGACUUCAAAUGAUGCCACAAUCAAUCCAACCUUUCAUAAAUGGAAUAAAGUGUACAUUCCUUAUUGCAGUGGAGAUCUUUUCAUUGGAAGAAAACAAGCUAGUCGUCAUGAUUAUGGUAUGCCCAUGCUUGGUCAUUAUAUUGUGACUAGUAUCGUUAAUCAAUUGAUCCAAGAUUAUAAAAUUAACAACAAACACUCCAAGAUUCUUUUUGGUGGAGCCUCAGCUGGGGGACUGGGAAUGCUCAGUAACGUUGAUUAUGUAGCAAAAAUGGUGAAACCUGCAAAGAUUUUUGGCUACAAUGAUGGUGGAUGGUUUACACUUUAUCGAAAUUUCCUUGAACCCAAAGGAUAUGGUUCUCCGGUGUUCCUCAGCUCAUUGCAUUAUUUAUUUAGAUAUUUAUGGGAUGGUUUUGUGGACGAAUCUUGUCGUGCUGAGAUGCCUCAACCUGCUGCUUGUCUUUAUGGAGAAUUUGUAAUUCGAUAUCUUUCAACUCCGAUAUUUGUUAUGGUAUCAAGAUGGGAUUCUUAUCAACUUAAAGAGCUUAAUAACGACAAAUACAGAGCUGUAAAUUUACCUCCUCGUACCCAUAGUGAAACAGAAUAUCUUGGAGAGUUUGGAAAUAACACCUUUCGCUCAAUAAGAAGACUGAUAAAAAGCAAAAGAUCGGGAGUUUUUUCUCCUGCUUGCGUUUCUCACACAUUUGCUGGCUUCAACCAAACUGAAGCAGAAAUAACGAAAAACUUUAAAAUUGCAGGUGUCACUUCAUAUGGUGCUUUGUCUGAAUGGUAUGUGUCGCGGGGACGGAAAGGGACAUAUGUGGAUGCACCUUCAGAAAGACCGUAUUGUAACCCUACUUGUUGUACAAAAUUCUGCUUACGUUGUAGUAAGCAGACUGUGAUUGUUGUCACUGGGGUAAAACGUAAUGUCACUCCAGUAGAAAAUAGACUUAUUGAGCUCACCGCCACCACUCGUCGUAACCAAGCCUCAAAACAAAGACGAAGUAUGAGCACAUUAUUAAUGAACGUCUUUGUUAUCUUUUCGCUUAUUCAAUGGUAAAUAUGGUGAGUUUUACAUCACUGACAAAAAAACUUUUUAAAACAUGAUAUUUAUAGCUAGUUCAUAGCAUUACCUGUACAUAGUUGAAGCAAUAUUUUUAUUUCAUUAUUCGUAAAUACCAGUUGUAAACUACAAAACAUUUAAUAUUAUAUUAUAUGUAUAUUCUUUGUCCAUUUGCCA